This is a messenger RNA of Trematosphaeria pertusa, 1085 nucleotides long. RefSeq lists its product as uncharacterized. NCBI's taxonomy places the organism in Eukaryota, Fungi, Ascomycota, Dothideomycetes, Pleosporales, Trematosphaeriaceae. The coding region runs from base 384 to 941 and encodes 185 amino acids. The record is from RefSeq and is a predicted model, not a curated record. The transcript has a single exon.
CUAGCUCUUACAAAUCUCUAUUAGCCUGCGGAUCACAACCUCCGCAGCCCUGUACCUUCCUUAAUCGAUAAGCCUGUUUCCCAGUUUAUAUAGCAUGCCUGAUCACUCCUACGUACUGCCUGCAAACGACAUCCAAGAACCUGAUCCUGUAGGCGCUCUUCCUCAUCUUAUUUGUAUCGAGGUCGUGUUCCAACACCCAUCUAGCUUUCGAAGGCGCUCGAGGCAGGAAUGAAGCUGGAGUGGAGGUCCAGAAGACACUGAUAUGCCAUAGCUAGGCUCUGCCCCAUGAAGGCGAUGUGUCGAAGCCAGAUGAUGCUCUAGACUGAUGAGGCAGGAGCCGACAUCUGCGGGCUCUGCACUGCGAGCUCUGCACUGCGAGAUACAUGCCUCCAGGCGACGAGACCGAAGCUACUGGCGAGUACAUAGAGAUCAGUGCGGGAGAGCCUCGUUCCAAGAUUGUGGGGCAUCCUACGGCAGACGGCAUGGCUCUGGUGCAUCAGCAAGAAGAGUCGUAUCUGUCUCGUGCUGACUCACACGCUGCCGAGCUAGGCGCAUACAGAAAGCUGUCCGCUACCUCGUGCCUCUUCAUCUAUUACUCAAACUUCUGCGGCUUCAUCUGUUUGUCGCGCACCUCGAUUACAAAAGGGUCCCUCGUUGGUCUCGACAAGCUACCUUUUCUGACGCCAUGGCACGAUCGUUUCUAUCUCAUACGGGUUGGUGUUCUUGUCCUUCUCCCACUGACUGAUGUGCGUUCAGUACUGGCCCCGCCUGUGACUGUGUCUGUGUCAGCAGCACGCCGAAGACUCGCUCACCUUGCACAAACUGGAGUGACAUACUCACCUUUGGAGCCACGCUCCUCCUCAACCACCUGCCUUAUUGUUUCCAGCGGCAGUCUUUGUGCGAUAUGCAAGCCUCAGAUGCGUUCCUUAUAUGGCUCCUAGCUGUCCGCGCGAAGAGUCGCCGUCUUGCGCUUUCGUGGUCGAGCUAGCGCGCCCACGAGCGAUGCGGGCUCCGCAGGCGCUGCAGAUGCAGACUAGCUGUUACCAGCGUAUUCCAAGUCGUACUGCACAUGGCUAGCGUGAACU